Messenger RNA from Pungitius pungitius (ninespine stickleback), 1642 nucleotides. Its product is annotated as cytochrome P450 3A40-like. Gene Ontology annotation, molecular function: heme binding; steroid hydroxylase activity; oxidoreductase activity, acting on paired donors, with incorporation or reduction of molecular oxygen, reduced flavin or flavoprotein as one donor, and incorporation of one atom of oxygen. The coding region runs from base 85 to 1581 and encodes 498 amino acids. The transcript has 13 exons. NCBI's taxonomy places the organism in Eukaryota, Metazoa, Chordata, Actinopteri, Perciformes, Gasterosteidae. The record is from RefSeq and is a predicted model, not a curated record.
AAUGCUGCAGAUAAAAACUGUUGCUCUGUGACUUGUGGUGUUGAACUUGUGCCUCCGUUGGAAGAAGACAGAAAACCUGCAGAGAUGGGCUUCUCCCUCUUUUUCUCCGCUGAGACAUGGACCCUUCUGGUGGCUCUCGUCACGCUGCUCUUUGUGUAUGUCUGCUGGAAUUUUGGAAUAUUUAAGAAAUUGGGCGUCCCGGGUCCCAAACCAAUCCCUUUCUUCGGCACUAUGCUGGCAUAUAGAAAGGGAUUCACCAACUUUGACGAAGAUUGCUCAAAGAAAUAUGGGAAAGUAUGGGGCAUUUUUGAUGGCCGUCAGCCGGUGCUGUGCAUCACUGAACCUGCCAUGAUCAAAACCAUUCUGGUAAAGGAGUGUUACUCUCUCUUCACCAAUCGCAGAAACUUCCGUCUGAACGGGCAACUGUACGAUGCUUUGUCCAGCGCUGAGGAUGACCAGUGGAAGAGGAUCCGAAGUAUCCUCUCGCCCUCCUUCACCUCAGGAAGACUGAAAGAGAUGUUUGACAUCAUGAAGCACCACUCCGCUAACCUGACCAGCAGCAUGAAAAAAAAGGCGGACAAGGGGGAGCCCCUAGAGCUUAAAGAGUUCUUUGGACCCUACAGCAUGGAUGUAGUAACCAGCACAGCCUUCAGUGUUGACAUUGACUCAUUGAACAACCCCUCAGACCCAUUUGUCGCGAACAUUAAGAAGAUCAAGUUUGACUUUUCAAGCCCAACCUUCCUAAUUGUUGCGUUCUUCCCUUUUCUGGCUCCAAUUAUGGAGAUGAUGGAGUUUUCCUUUUUCCCUAAAUCUGUCACAGACUUUUUUUACGCUGCACUGCAGAAGAUCAAGUCCAACCGUGUGCACAGCGAGCAAAAGAGUCGAGUGGACUUCCUUCAGUUGAUGAUUGACUCCCAGAAAAACAUUGACCUCAGUAAAGAGGAAUCACAUAAAGGUUUAAGUGAUCACGAGAUCCUUUCCCAAGCAAUGAUUUUCCUCUUUGCUGGCUAUGAAACAAGCAGCAGCUCUCUUACUUUCUUGGCUUACAAUCUGGCCACAAACCCUGACAUCAUGAAACGGCUGCAAGAGGAGGUCGACUCCACGUUCCCGAACAAGGGUCCUGUUGAGUACCAGGCUCUGAUAGAGAUGGAGUAUCUGGACAGCGUCAUCAACGAGUCUCUCCGGUUGUACCCCAUUGCCCCACGUUUGGAGCGUGUGGCCAAGGCAACUAAGGAGAUAAACGGCAUUGUGAUUCCAAAAGGAAUGGUUGUCAUGGUUCCCACAUGGCCGCUGCACCGGGAUCCGAGUCUGUGGCCCGAGCCCGAAGCGUUUAAACCUGAGAGGUUCAGCAAAGAAAACAAGGACACUAUUGACCCCUACACGUACAUGCCUUUCGGAGCAGGACCGAGGAACUGCAUUGGGAUGCGAUUUGCUCUGGUGAUGAUGAAACUAGCAAUGGUGGAGAUCCUGCAGAGGUUCAGCUUCUCUGUGUGUAAGGAGACUGAGAUCCCCUUUGAGAUGGACAUCCAAGGCCUUCUGAUGCCAAAGCGACCACUUAAACUUAAGCUGGUGUCACGUUGAAUCCUCAAACUAAUCAAAAAGAACAAGAUACAUGAUUUUAACCAUGAUUUCCAUUUGUAUC